This is a messenger RNA of Doryrhamphus excisus (bluestripe pipefish), 678 nucleotides long. Lineage: Eukaryota; Metazoa; Chordata; Actinopteri; Syngnathiformes; Syngnathidae. The record is from RefSeq and is a predicted model, not a curated record.
UCAUGAAUGCUUGGAAUGCCACCUGUCUGGUGUCAUGAAGCACAUAGUUCUUGCGUCCACUAGAACAUUCCGGGGUGGUUCCAAGCGGCUGUACGGUAUAUAAGUCAGCCUCCUUGUUGCCUCGUCACCCUCCAAUAUCAGCAAAGAUGGCAUUCGCUAACUUCUUCUACUUCCUCUGUUGGAUCAGCGGACUCUUGACUCUAAUCCAACUUCACCCUCUCCUCGACGAUCUUCACUGUCCUGACGAAUGGACCCAAGUCAAUGAUCGUUGUUUCAUCUUCAAAAACGACGACAGGAACUUUGCCGAUGCGGAGAGCAUUUGCAAACAUCUCGGUGGGAAUCUGGCCUCCAUCCACAACGGCUUGGAAAAUGCAGCUCUGAAAGAACUGGCCAGGGAUGAUAACGGUACCGUGCGAAGAAGCUGGAUCGGCCUCCAUGAUUUAGCCACGGACCCGAUGUGGACUGAUGGUACAGCCACCGACUACGAAGACUAUGGACGUGAAGAACCCGACGGCAGCGGCUGCACUCAGUUUCGAUUUGAUGCUGGAGAGGAGAGGUGGUUUGACACCUCAUGUGAUACAGAAAUUGGAUUCAUUUGCGGCAAAGAUGUGGACUAAAAGACCGCCAUCGCUGCUGUCCGUUUGCCUGCAAGGCGUAUAAACUGCUAUUAUGAAUAUG